GUAACGGAGUAAAUGAGAUGUCAAUCGCUAGCAUAGCCGUCCGCGGGACAUUGAAUGACUUUGUGAAGAAACGUCAAGUGUCCCCUUUUUUGACAGGUCCUGUUCGGUUUUGGAGCUCAUGGAGGCCCUCAUACCUGUCAUAAACAAACUGCAAGAUGUUUUUAACACGGUGGGCGCCGACAUCAUUCAGCUCCCGCAAAUAGUUGUUGUGGGCACGCAGAGCAGCGGCAAGAGUUCUGUUUUAGAGAGCCUUGUCGGCAGGGAUGUACUACCACGUGGCACAGGCAUCGUAACACGGCGGCCCCUCAUUUUCCAGCUUGUCCAUGUCGACCCUGAAGACCGUCGGAAGACCAACGAGGAGAAUGAAUUCAAGAAAAAUGGCCGCUUUUACAGAGGCAUCGAUGGUGAGGAAUGGGGGAAAUUUUUGCACACCAAAAAUAAGAUCUACACAAAUUUUGAGGAGAUCCGUCAAGAAAUUGAAGCAGAAACGGAAAGAAUAUCAGGCAUGAACAAGGGUAUCAGUGAUGAACCUAUUCACCUCAAAGUCUUCUCACCUAAUGUUGUCAACCUCACACUAGUGGAUCUGCCUGGCAUUACAAAGGUGCCAGUUGGAGACCAGCCCAAAGACAUUGAGAUUCAGAUCCGUGAACUGAUCGUGAAGUACAUUUCCAACCCCAACUCCAUAAUCCUAGCUGUAACUGCUGCCAACACAGACAUGGCGACAUCAGAGGCCCUUAAGGUGGCUCGCGAAGUUGACCCUGAUGGCAGGAGGACGCUAGCAGUAGUCACCAAGCUGGAUCUGAUGGACGCCGGAACAGACGCCAUGGAUAUCCUGAUGGGCCGAGUCAUUCCUGUUAAACUUGGCAUUAUUGGAGUUGUCAACAGGAGCCAGCUGGAUAUCAAUCAGAAGAAAUCAGUUGCAGAUGCUAUCCGUGAUGAAUACGCUUUCCUACAAAAGAAGUACCCCUCACUAGCAAACAGAAGUGGAACUAAAUAUCUAGCCAGGACAUUGAACAGAUUGCUGAUGCACCACAUCAGAGACUGCCUUCCAGAGCUGAAAACCAGGAUCAACGUGUUGGCGGCUCAGUACCAGUCGCUUCUCAACAGCUACGGUGAGCCAGUGGAGAACCAGAGCGCCACCUUGCUGCAACUAAUCACCAAAUUUGCUGCUGAGUAUUGCCACACCAUCGAAGGCACGGCAAAGUACAUAGAGACUGCUGAACUCUGUGGCGGCGCGAGGAUCUGCUAUAUAUUCCACGAAACGUUCGGUCGUACUUUGGAGUCUGUGGAUCCCCUGGGCGGUCUGACCACCAUCGAUGUUCUCACAGCAAUCCGAAAUGCUACAGGGCCUAGACCUGCUUUGUUUGUGCCUGAGGUUUCAUUUGAGUUACUCGUCAAGAGACAAGUAAAGCGCCUGGAGGAACCCAGUCUGCGCUGCGUGGAGCUGGUUCAUGAGGAAAUGCAGAGGAUCAUUCAACACUGCAGCAACUACAGCACACAGGAGCUGCUGAGAUUUCCGAAGCUUCACGAUGCUAUCGUUGAAGUGGUCACAUCCCUGUUGAGAAAGAGACUGCCGGUGACUAAUGAUAUGGUUCACAACCUGGUUGCUAUCGAGCUGGCGUACAUCAACACCAAACACCCAGACUUUGCUGAUGCCUGCGGUCUCAUGAACCAUAACAUUGAAGAGCAAAGACGCAACAGAAUGAGGGAUCUACCCUCUGCUGUCCCUCGGGACAAGCAGGCGGCAGCAGCCGGCGCUCAGAGUGCAUCCUCCAGCGAUCAGACCGACAGCAGCGGGACAGGGAACUGGAGAGGGAUGCUGAAAAGAGGGGAGGAUGGCAUGGCAGGUGACAGGACAGUGCCCCAGACCCCCCUCCUCAACAGCCCCCAGAAGGGCCAUGCUGUUAAUUUGCUUGAUGUGCCUGUUCCAGUCUCCAGGAAGCUAUCCGCUCGGGAACAGAGAGACUGCGAAGUCAUUGAGAGACUUAUCAAGUCCUAUUUUCUUAUUGUGCGGAAAAACAUUCAGGAUAGCGUGCCUAAGGCGGUGAUGCACUUCCUGGUGAACCACGUGAAGGACUGCCUGCAGAGUGAGCUGGUAGGCCAAUUGUAUAAGUCGGUGCUGUUGGACGAUCUGCUGACGGAAUCGGAGGACAUGGCGCAGCGACGCAACGAGGCAGCAGACAUGCUCAAGGCGCUGCAGAAAGCUAGCCAGGUGAUCGCAGAGAUCAGAGAAACGCACUUAUGGUGAGGGUAGCCGCUGUAUUUCAGGCAUCUCAUCUUCCUCAAACACCCAAAUCACACGGACCACACAGGCAGGUACACAGAGACCAAGAGUGCUCUUGGUACGAUAGUGGUUAUUGUAUGUAUGAGAAAUUAUAGUUUUGUUGAAUGUACAGUCUGAAAAAACUGAAGUCGCAUCAUCCAGUUUCCAUCACUCAAUUGCUAAACAUCCCUUACUGAGCAGGAAUAUUCUAUUUUUCUUAUGUACCAAACUGUAACUACAGGGAUUAUGUUAUUAUCCAUCAGAGAAGCUGCUUUUUGUGGAAUGCAAUUAAAGAUAGACAUGACAAAAAAACAAAUAUUUUUGGUCGUCAUCUCGUCUCACAUACUUUCAUCCCUAAUCUUCCCUCUGAAUGGAGUGCAGUGGAACCUCGAUUUAACCCCAAAAAUUUAGUUACUGUAAUUUUCGGACGAUAAGCCGCUACUUUUUUCCCUCAUUUUGAAACCUAUGACUUAGUCAUUGCAGCUUAUUUGUUGAUUUAUUUGGGUUAAUAGAUUAACACUUUAUUUGACAGCGGCGUCAUAAGACUGCCAUAUGACCGUUAUGUCACUAACUCCAUUUAUGUCCAUCUUGGAUCUUUUACACCUAUUCAAAAGUGAGAUAAUUUGCCAGAUGACACAAAAUGAUAGCUGUCAUAAGCAUUCAUUAAUGCUCAUGGCAGUGUCAUGGCCUUAAUAUUAGGGCUGUCCCAAACAACUAAUUUUCUCCCUAUUAGUCAGCCGACUAUUUUUGCGAUUAGUCGACUAAUCUAAUAAUUUAAAAUAUAUAUAUAUAUAUUUUUUUUUACUAAUUUAGCAAUGAAAUUUUUGUUGACACUUAUCAAUUCACAAAAACAUAUUGGAACACUUAAAUUAUUUAUUAAAGUACAAAUAAACACGUAAAUAACAAUAAUAAAUCACAAAUAAACAAUGAGUUCAAAUGCUGAUAGAAUUAACUAGUGCAAGAGAAUGGAAUGUAAACAGAGUCAGAACACUGACUUCGCCUUUCCAUCAUGAUUCAAAACAAUUCUUAAAAAAACACCUAGCAUUAAUAGUAUAGCAUAGUACUAUAUAUAAUAGUAUUAUAAUAAUUAUAAUAAUUAUUCAUUGCCAAUCAGAUUUUUCAUAAAGGGGGUCAUUUUAAAGGCUUAAUGUAGAAUCUGAAUUCUGAAGUAUGUGGGAUUAACUUCAGAAAUCGCUAUUUAUAUGACGAACAUGACAUGCUUUUAUUUUGAAAUGUUCACCGGAAGUACGUUCGCUAAACCGCUAACUUCAGCUUUACAUUCCGAAAAAAAAGCACUUUUUGUCAUUGCAUGUAGUGUCAAUAAUAGAUUUUUGUGGUCAUUUUUUUCGUUUGCAAAUGCUGUUAACCAGCGAUUUUUCAUGUCUGAAGUGUCACCUUUUAACCGCAAGUUUGCUUUCACGAGACGACUGCCAAAGUUUUGUAGCAGGCUAAAGUAAGUUGCCUUUUUCCCCCUUUCACCUCAUAGUAACAGUGCUAACGUUACAGUGUUUAAUAUAGAUGUGUUUUCUUAUUUUUUCUGUCUGAACUUUAAUUCUACAGCGUGUUGAUAAGAGAAAGGAACUCGAGACUCAUAUGCCAUCAGCACGCACGCACCAAUGUAUGCACGCACGCACCAAUGUAUGCACGCACACACGUGCGCAGCUAUAAAAGGCAGCCGUGAAAAUUACCGCCCUCAUUUUUAUUUGCCGUGCAAUGAAUGGACUCAUUGCAUAUCGUGACAGGCUUAGCAACUUCAAUAAAACAUGUCAAACUGGGUGACGGCGCUUUGGGUGUUUAUUCACGGCCAACGUGCAGCCAAGCUUGGCAUUGAAGAGACAGGACACCUCCUUUGUUUCUUUGAAAUAAGUCAAUGUUAUGGACACUCUGGUUCGCUUUUUUUGACUUUGUGCCGCUUUCCCCGCUUGCAUACAGAGCGUCAAACAUUCUGAACUUUCCACGCAUAUAUUUUUUAACACUUCAUUAACCGUCGACGGGAUGUUGUGCUCGUCGACGGAUUCACGUCAUCGGUGACGUCGACGAUGUCGACUAGUCGGGACAGCUCUACUUAAUAUGAUCGUCUUAAUACAGUUUUAUGGCGCCACUGUCAAAUAAAGUGUUACAGAAUACCAGAGCUAGCGAUUAAUGAAACAACUGGAAGAGUAACUGAAGAAAUAAUUAGCACAGAACAUGAAUUUUGAUUGUCAUUUACUGUUAUUUAUCUGUAGCGCUGCAAUGCAUGUUAGGAGGCAUGUUGGACGACAACAGUGUUGACAUCAGAGGUUGACUGUCCCCCCCAAGGGAGCAGUGAUGGCCAAAUGAAGCUUCUUGAAGCAAUUAAGCUUUGCAGCAAUUUGGUUUAAAGCUUCAUGAUGGUUCAUUUGGUCUUAUGACCCUGCUGUCAAAUAAAGUGUUACCGGUUAAUAUCUUUUGAUGUAAAUAUCCCAUAAUACAGUUAGGACAGCUGUGGCUUAUAGUCCAGUGCGGUUUAUCUAUGAACAAAUGCUGUUUUUGUGUCAAAUUUGGUGGGUGGAAGCUUAUAGUCAGGUGCGCCUUCUAGUCUGAAAAUUACGGUAAUCCUUUUAAUGCUUGCUAAAAUUAGUUUUUAUAACAAACUUUUGUAACAUCCCAAUGAUUGUGGCAGUCCAUGUCUCCUAAGAAAUCUUAUCAAGAAUCCCACCAAAAACUGACAUCUUCCAAAUUACACUAUAGUUUAUUCAUUUGUUUCACACACACAGACACUGUAUUGCACUAAAGACCAACAUAUCAUUCAGGUUUGUGUCAACUUUCUGCCAUGCACAGUACAGUACAGUAAGAAAUGCUUGUAUGUUUGCCACCCUUUUGAGUUACCAUGUCAUGUGUUGACACAUAAACAAAACCUCUUGUUGCACAUGGAGUAGAUGCCCGUUUAUUGAUAAGAAGUAUGAAUAGAGGUACAACGAUGCCCCUGGCUUGGGUGGAGGUCUGAGGGAUGUCCACUCUACCUCAGCCGAGCUCCCAUCUUGCCCUUGCCACGACCCUUGGCACUAAAAAGCAGACAAAGAAGAAAUAACAGCGUGAAAUCAGACAAUUCAGCAACCAGUAAUUAUCAAGAUAGUGUUUAAUGAACGUACCUCUGGUGAUCCUGCACUCGGACAAGGAGCAGGUUGAUCUGCAAGUACCACAAGCAAAAACAACUGUUAACCAUUGUUGUUGUAUGAAACAGUAAUCUGUAUAGUACUUUACAUGGGCUUUUAUAGACUAUUAUCCCAAAAUGUAUGUAUUGAGACUCACAUCACUCUUCUGCCUUUUGAAUUUGUCGUUAAGGUCGUACUUCUCCGUCUCCAAUUGCAUCAGCCACUGCCACAACUCGUUAGCCUUCUCCCUUCGCAUGCAGAAAUGAUAGCAUCUCAUAUGAGCUUCACUAUUAUUCCAUUUAGUUUAAUGUGGAGCCUGUCAUACUUGAGUUUGUCGUCACUCAAGUGGUCGAUGUUGAGCGGCUUCCUGCGCUCAGCCAGAAUCUUCUUCUUCUUCUCUCUCUCUGUCUGCUUUUUGCCUUUCUUUUCGCUCUGUUUUGACAUUAUUGCAAAAAACACAUAUAAAUGCCAAAUUCUGUAUUGAUUAGUUAUGAAUAAAUACAAUUCUUAAGUUAUAAAAAGUUAAUAAAAUUAAAACGUGUAUCAUCAGAAAUAGUCUGAUUUAUGGGCCCCAAUUUCACAAGUUAAAAUUUUUUUUUUUUUUUUUAAAUUAUUUAAUAGCAUGCCCUAUAAUUGGGUUAAUGUCUAUUUGUUAGGUUAAAAAAAUAUCGGCUCAUUUAAAAUUUAUUCAUUAUUUAUAAAUACUGAUUGAUUAAAAAUAUGCUCUGAGUUUUGAAAUUUCAGCAAGAAGAGUUAAUGUCAUGAGCAGGGUGACCUUCUGUCCGGCGCCAUACUGCUGGGUCAUGGUGGAGAGGACCUUCUUCUUCUUGGCGUCUUCAUCGUACUUCUUUCUCUGCUCCUCCUGCUCCCUGCGCUCCUUCUCUUCCUGGAAUCAGCACGAACAUGCACAUACAUGUCAAUGCUGAGUUUUUCACUCAUGUUUUCAUGCUUAGCGUAAACUUACAGCAAGCCUGGCCUGCCUCUCCUUCUCCCUCUCGGCCCGGAUCCUUUGCUGCUCAGCCCUCUCGGCACGGCGCUUCUCCUUUGAGGAAAUUUAAGAGUUUGUAUUUGGAAAUUCAGCACUCACAAAAUGUAUGAUUCAAUGUAAAAAAAACUGAUAAAAUUUAGUUGUAAAAUUUUUAGUAGUGGCCAUAUUUUGUCUCCACUCACAAUUCUGUUGACAAGGGCGACGAGCUCCUCUUCCUCCUUCUUUCUCUGGAUGAAGUGAGCCUCGAUGAGCGAUUGCAACUCUGACAGAUCUUUCUCCUGACGUUUCCUGUGGAUGUCCUGCACACACAAAUAUUGUAGAAUAGUCAUAGCAUUAGGCAACUUUUUUUUGUGUGUUUUGUGGGAUCAAACUCACAUCAAAAUCCACUUUCUCGCCAUCAGGGAUCUUUGGGGCGGCAAUGUUUGACAUGAAUCUAUGUAAAUGAACAGAGGGAAUCAAUAACUAGCAGAAGAAGACGCAGGAGACGUGUUAUGAGAAAUCAACUUACUUUGGCUUCGGCUUUGAGUCAUCUUAACAAAAA
Corythoichthys intestinalis (scribbled pipefish) is the source of this 6905-nucleotide messenger RNA. RefSeq names its product dynamin 1-like (gene dnm1l). The record is from RefSeq and is a predicted model, not a curated record. Gene Ontology annotation, cellular component: microtubule; membrane; cytoplasm. The coding region runs from base 119 to 2248 and encodes 709 amino acids. The transcript has 19 exons. Gene Ontology annotation, molecular function: GTPase activity; microtubule binding; GTP binding. Gene Ontology annotation, biological process: mitochondrial fission; mitochondrial fragmentation involved in apoptotic process. Lineage: Eukaryota; Metazoa; Chordata; Actinopteri; Syngnathiformes; Syngnathidae.